Molecule: messenger RNA, 2705 nt
Organism: Drosophila sechellia
Lineage: Eukaryota; Metazoa; Arthropoda; Insecta; Diptera; Drosophilidae
Gene: CCY
Product: Coiled-Coils Y
Exons: 3
Coding region: 66-2639 (857 amino acids)
Source: RefSeq, a predicted model, not a curated record
UUAACCAACGGUAUUGCAAUCAGCAUGGCUCGGGCACUGGAGUGGUUCCUGCAUAUUCGCCUGAAAUGGGGGAUGAUCUUGCGUUUUAUACAAGGGUGACACUUGACCAUAUUAUGAAUGAGAUAUGCAAACAAUCCGAUUGCUUUAAGUUUAUUAAUCAGAACAGAAGUUCUGAAGACCCAGCCAUAAAUUCGCUUGAAGAAUGUACGCUAGAACUAGGUCGCCUUAGAAAACUAGUAACCCAACUAACGGAUUCUUGUCAGGCCGUCAAAAAUGAAAAAAACGAAACCACGUAUUCAAUAGAGAAAUACAAUCAAGAGAUAGAACAAUUAAAUGAUCUUCUAAAACAAAAAGAUGAGCAAUUGGAAGUACUAAUUGAGGAAAAUGACUGUCUGUGCGUGGCAGCUGAAAUAAGCAAAAAGAAGCUCGAUGAUUUGGAUUAUCAAGUUCAGAAACUAGACGAAGAUACUAGACACAUGGAGCAAGGAAUUGUUGAGAGCAUUGGACUUAUUCAAGACAUCGGUGAUGUAUCGCAUGAAAACGAGUUGCUAAAAGGGAAAAUAAGCCAACUGGAAGAUGGCGAGGCCCGUCAACUUAUUAAUGACCUUUCCAAACAAUUGGAAGAUUGCAGGGAGCAAUCACGCCUAAUUAGGGAAAUUAAUGAGGAAAUGGGGAAGACUUUGCAGAAGUUAGGAAUAAAUCCAAAAGAAAUUGAAAACAAAAUAAAAGUAAUAGAAAGUUCAAAGCGAGAACUCUUCGAUAAGGAUCUCUCUGGAAUGGAACCACCUCAACAACUUAAAGAACCUUUUGGCUCAAUAAAAGAAUCAGACAAAGAUUUAGAAAGAACACUUUUUCCUCCUUCGGGAUUUAGUGGCGUAUACGAAGCACAAAACAAUGAUAUCAAAGAACCGAAAACUAAUUCAUUGGAAGUGUCUACUGAUUGGCCAAAUAAAGGAGCCGGACUUGAAACAGACCGCGAAGCCAAAAAUAGUCCUCCAUCCGGUACAGCGAAUGGUGUAGCAAUUGAGGGUGAAAAGUUAAAUGCUGUAGUAGCUGAAUCCACAAAGAAACUUUUUGAAGAACAGGGAAGAGGAACAGGUGUAGAACUAGGGAAAGGACCAGGGGCAAAUAGUGGAUCAAUUCGUAGUCUGCUUAAAGCAAAUGAUUCAAUGUCAAAGAACAAAGAUCGCCCAAUUGAAGGGAAAGGAGCAAUAGCGAAUGAAAAACAAACUGAUGUUAAACAGCAAAAUUUACAAAGUGCAAAAGAAGGAGUCGUCCCUAAUAGUUCCGCCACAGAAAAGCCAAUAGGAUACGGUGAAAGCGGAGAAAUCAGAAAGGAAAAAGUAACAGCAACUGGUGAAGAAAAAAUACCAGCACCUAUUUCAGGGAAAAUAGGAUCUAAAAUAGGACCUUCUGGUUCAGACCAAAACACAGGUCGUGGUAAGGAAUCAGUAAUCGGACAAAAUGUAAAGCAAGCAGCUCAAUCUAAUCGAAUUCAAAAGGCAACUAAACCUGAUGAUGGCGGGGUAGAUAAAGACAUAAGCAUUAGAGAUCAAGGAGACGGAAAAAAUGGAACUAAUGAAGCCAAGCCUAUAGAGGUUCUUAAGCCAGGAGCUGGCUCUGCUCAAGCGGCCACGGCUGGAUUAUUACAGGGAAUGGGAAUAACUGUAGCUCAAGAAAUGACUGAUAGUCCCAAGCAGGGUGAUACUUCUUCGACACAACAAUUACCAAAGUCUAUGAAAGUUCAUGAACCAAUAAAAUCUACUGGCCAGGGGGCAGUAUUAGGCCCCGGAGCAGUAAAGGAUGGUGUUGCGAAAUCUCGUGCCGAAGUAACUUUACCUGGCGACCAAUCAAAGGAUGUCAGAGGAGUAGGGUUAUCAGGCCAGCGGAAAAGGUCCUCCACGACGGAAGACACUAGAGAAUCCAAAUUGGGGAAUAAAAUUUAUAAAAAUAAAGGGGACAAGAGUUUAACAAGUGACUCGGCGUCUAGCGGUCGGAUAAGCCAUGGCAGUAGUGUGCUUAUAAAAAUAGGUAUAAGUAACAAAAUGGGAAAACGGAUUUCAUCACGAUGCAGAGAUGGUGGCCAAUUUGAUGAUUUUGUGAGGCACACUGUACAAUCAUUGUCAGCAGGUGAUAUUGAUGGUUGCGCACUUGAAAGGGAAUUGCGUAAAAUUCUAGACAUGUUUAUUGAUGAGUGUGGCUUUUGCUUUUGCAAGUGUAAUAUUCCCAAAAGCCGAUUCUAUGCAAUCUGCCAUAAACUUUACCAUAAUGGGCUACACACACUAGAUUUCAGAGAGCUGGCCUACAUGCAUAGGCGGAUAUAUGCUGCAGCGGAAAAUAUCUUACCGGGCUGCUUGUUUAAUAUGAUAGUCAAGGAAAUGACUAGUUUUAGUUGUACGUCCACCGAACACAGACAGUACGAUUCAAGCCCAUUAAAUACCCAAAGUUUACAAAAAUGCUGUAGUUGUAAAACCACAUUUUGUUCCAAUACCAAUGAAGAAAAAUUGUUGCACAAGGUUAUACGUCUGGAAAGUGAUAUUGAGAGCGCAAAGACGUGUCUUAAAAAUCUAAAAAGUAUUCCAUCUCAUCUCUCUAUUCCGAGAUGUAGCUUCAAUUUAGAAGAUUUUUCAGCUAAAUAAAAACUUGAGGAACAUGGGAACAGCAGUAAAAAAAUUAAUAUAUAUUGUGUAAAUUUCGAAUCCUAG